Molecule: messenger RNA, 8734 nt
Organism: Dama dama (fallow deer)
Lineage: Eukaryota; Metazoa; Chordata; Mammalia; Artiodactyla; Cervidae
Gene: RAB3C
Product: RAB3C, member RAS oncogene family
Exons: 5
Coding region: 246-923 (225 amino acids)
Biological process (GO): protein localization to plasma membrane; protein secretion; regulation of exocytosis
Cellular component (GO): synaptic vesicle; endosome; plasma membrane
Molecular function (GO): GTP binding; GTPase activity
Source: RefSeq, a predicted model, not a curated record
ACUUCCUAAGAUUCCCAGUUCUUUCUCUGCAGCCGGUACUUGAAGACUCCAAGCUUUCCCCUCGGAGGAAAAAAACCCGAAUAUCUAAAUCAGCGUACUCUACGGUCUUCCCUCGUUUCUCCCUCCGCCAGGCACCACCCCCACCCCUUCCAUUGUGUAGUGCGUCUAGCUCGGCUUCCUGCGUGAGACCUUAACCUCACUUGGAGCAGGAGGGAUUACUGAGAAUUUCGGAACCUUGAGUUGCCAUGGAGCUGUACGGAAAGAUGGCCUCUGCCCAAGAUGCCAGGUAUGGCCAGAAAGACUCCUCUGAUCAGAACUUUGACUACAUGUUCAAACUGCUCAUCAUUGGCAAUAGCAGCGUGGGGAAGACAUCUUUUCUCUUCCGUUACGCGGAUGACUCCUUUACAUCUGCAUUCGUCAGCACAGUUGGGAUAGAUUUCAAAGUCAAAACCGUAUUCAAAAAUGAAAAGAGAAUUAAGCUUCAGAUUUGGGACACAGCAGGCCAGGAAAGAUACAGGACUAUCACCACAGCCUAUUAUCGCGGUGCCAUGGGCUUUAUUUUAAUGUAUGACAUCACAAAUGAAGAAUCCUUCAAUGCAGUACAGGACUGGUCAACUCAAAUCAAAACAUACUCAUGGGAUAAUGCCCAGGUUAUCCUGGUUGGGAACAAAUGUGACAUGGAAGAUGAGCGAGUCAUCUCAACCGAGAGGGGCCAACAUUUAGGAGAACAGCUUGGAUUUGAAUUUUUUGAAACAAGUGCCAAGGAUAACAUUAACGUCAAGCAGACAUUUGAGCGCCUUGUGGAUAUCAUCUGUGACAAGAUGUCCGAGAGCCUGGAGACAGAUCCAGCCAUCACUGCCGCAAAGCAGAACACAAGACUCAAGGAGACCCCUCCUCCACCACAGCCCAACUGCGGCUGUUAGUGUCCCCCAUACAGGCAGCUCCAGAGGGGUUGGUUGCUAAAAACAGCAUUUAUAAAUGAUUGAUUAGCCUUCACUUAUACUGCCUAAUAACUAUUUGAGGGAAAUCUUUGAUGUCAGUGGCUCGAACAUGCAUUCAAUUCUGGGGAGAUUCCCUGUGUUAAUAUGUGGCAAAUAUGUGAUCUUAACUUUGUAAGGACUAUCCAUCUAUAAACAUCUGGUAUUUGCAUGUGAUUUGUUAUUUGUCUUCUAGGCUCUUUUUGUUUCAGAUUUCUUAGAUUAAGCUACUGCUGGGACUUCUGAUUAUAAUUUCAUACAACUGACUUUUGUGCCAUGGGUUCAAAUUAUGAGAUUCACUUGUAGGUAUGAUAACCGAGAAUUUGGUUGUGUGCGUGGUAUGGGCUGGGGGUGAUCUUAGGAGACCUUAUUUGCUUUACUCUCAAUUGAAAAAUCCAGUGGAAAUAUUACUCAUGAUUAGGAAGACUGUUGUGAGUCUGGUUGGUUUAUGGUUCAAGUAUCUAUCUUUCAAUGUUAUUAAUAAUUGAGAAGAUCACUGACUAUAAAGAAACAAAAAUAUUGUUUAAGGCCCUUGAAAAUUUCCUAAGAGAUGAAUAUUGACCUGACUGGAACUAGAUAUCAACAGUAGUCUUAGUUUGGAUGUUUAAAAAAGGAAUUCCUAACCCAGGACUGCUCCACCCAACAUUCUAAAUAUUUGAGGGCACUGACAGACUGAAGUAUCUGCUGAAUGUGUUAUAUAUCAAGCAUCUUAAUCCAGAAUGACAAAUGUAGGAUUCCAGGGCCUGAGUUUCCCCCAUGGCAUAUAUCACCACAACUUUCUGGAACCAUCAUCAACCCCUGAAACAGAGGUUAAGUUGAAGCUUGUUAGAGUCUCUCUUCUCACAGGAUGUAGACUUGCUUCCCAAACCACUGCCUUCUGCUCACACCUCCCCAGGUUUUUUAACCUGGUUAGAAGUCAUUUAAGUAGUAUCUCCAUGGUUCUCAGGUUGAAGACAAGCAACUAUCAUCUCUAAUCUUUUUAAAUCCAAGUAUUUAUACUUUUAAGGUAUAUCCCCAUUCUGUAAGCCUUUAUCCACGCUUAAGGGAAUCAGAGACCACUAUUUGGAGCUGAGGAUUACAGAAAUAUCUUAGGAUGCCAUAAGCAAAUUGAGAAGAGAAAGGAAAUCAUUUGAAUACCCAGAUUCUUUCUCCUAAAUUUCUCAAGGACCUUAUACAGUGAACAGCAAACCAAUCCCACCGGUGAGUCUAAAUGAGCAAAAAAGAGAUAUAGCAUCUGUAUCACUAUCCAGCAUUGUUCACAGCUAGGACUUUAAGAAGGCACACAAUGGCAUAUUUGUAAGGACAGUUCCAUUAGGUGAACGUUCCUCUCUUUUGGUGAUCAUGUUAAACAUUGUUUUCUCUUUUUAAAAGUAGAGAAACUUCCCAUAAAAUGCUGAGUGCAAGAUUUUUAAGCCAAGAUAUUGAUAGAGAAAGAUAAAGAGGUCUCUGGAGAAUAAAUAACUGCAAGUCAGGGAAGUAGAUCACAUAUAUUACUAGUAAGUUAGAAGAUGAAAAUUACAGGAGAAAGCAUUUGGGAUCUCUUAAGCAUAUCCACAUUUUUAUUAUGUCUCAUCUUCUUAGCUUAAAAUCUGCUAAUUGGCAGUAAGUUUUCACUUUGGCACUCUGCAGGGUAGGCCUUAGUGAAGACAGGACAUUAAUGCUUUAUUAGAUUUUAAUAGGGCAAACCAGCUUCAAAAAUCAGAGAAAUUAAACUGAAGGGAAGCAAGUGAAAGUGGGGGCCAUCAAAGCAGAUUUGUUUGUAACAGAAGCCUGUUUGCAUGAUAUUGUAAUAUUUCUAUAACCUAGAUUAGGAAAUGGCCAUGUUAAAUAAUACAGUUGUUAAGCUGACUUUUCCAGUUUAACAUGAAGCAAUAGAACCAGGAACACCUUCCCAUCCCCUCUUAGCCCUGACCUCACAUACAUACAUACAGAUGUCAACGACCUAAAUAUACUAAACAGGAUGUUUCAGAUGGCUUCUUCAGAAGGCCCUUGAUAUGUGUAAUACUGUAAAAUGGAAAGCAAAAUCAGAGGGUAGAAAAUUGGAAAGAAAGUUGAGUUUUACCCUCUUGCAAACACUUUUCCCAAAAAGCUAAUUUCUACUGGAAUUAAUUGGCCCUAGAACCAGAAGACCUAACCCAAGUACCCACAUACACAAUGUCAAACCUACCAAAGUUGUGCUACUUGAGGCCAGUCAGGGGAGCUUAACACAACAACUGGGCUAGGUGUCAAUGCCAAGGAACAUUCAGCAAUUUCUAUUUUCCAGACCUCAGUGGAAGCAGGGCCUUCCUAAUUGAUUUGAGAGUCAGUCUGAAGCACUCACCCUGUUUGAAUUUCACCAAGCCAGAAGCUUCCAGAAAGGAUUGUCACAGAGCUCAAUGAAUUGAGCACCAAUGCUCCUGCUAUAUAAACCACAUGGAAAGGGAGAAAAAUCCUCUAUUCCUAAUCUCAUCAAGAGAUCUUGGCUUUAAAAUCAAAUUUGGCAAAAAAAAAAGAACCAGUCCAGGAUUAACUAAGUAAACUUCUUGGCAUCAAGCUAUAUUACUUAUAACACUAUAGUUCCAAGGUUUUUCAGCCUUCUGGCCAUCAUGCACAUGAAUGUAUAUAAACAUACACCUGCAUACAGUACCUCCCAUAUUCUCUCCAUCUGCCAACAGCCUGAAUAACCACAGAUCAUUUUUUACAAAUUGCCUAACUAAAUCUGUAUUCAAAAGCACAAAGACACCUUACAAAAUGUUAGGGUGUAAAUUGUAGACAACCAUCUUUUAGCCUCAAUGCAGUUCAAUUAGUGUUUCAAGUACGGAAGUAUUUGUCUUCCUCUGCCACUCAUCUCAUCACCCCAUCUCUCUGAUUACUUUUUAUAAGCAAACCUUGAUUGUUUUGAGCAGAUAUUCCCAAGAGCUUUGGUUUGGGGAUUUCCUUUCUUUUCUAAAUGGAAAUGAAAAAUUGGACUGUAAAUUAUUUCCUCUACAUGGUCAUUCAUGGAGUGGAUCUGCAUUUCAGCUUUUGGGGAUGUGAGUAGACAUAGAAGGUACAUGGAACUUGAGUCCUGAGACGACAGUUUACGAGUUAGCAUUGUGUGUCCGGGCUCCUAAGAAGAACUGCUUUAAGUCAGUGAAUUCAUUCAUUGUCACUGCCCUCCCGGAACAGCUUCCACUGCCUUGAACUUCUAAUCUCCUCCUUAGGUUCACUUAAAAUCAUUAUCCCCUGCUGCCUAAUAAAUAAGGGCUAAGAUUUUUAUUUGGAAAGGGAACCAUGAUGAUGCCUUUGGCUACAGAGAAAGCUGCAGCAGUGUUACAUUAAAUGCGAACUAUAAAUUCUAUUAAAGUACAACCCCAAUUAUACAAGCCAUCUAUAUUUGCCACAAACAAAUAUCUAUUUCAGCUAUUUAACUCUUACCCAGAUUAAUUAUAGGUCUUUAGUUCAGCACAGUGGUUAUCUUUCAGGAACCAACUUAAAUUUCCAAUUUUAACUAUGUUUAUGCUGACAAUACUUUCAGGGAUGAAAUGUUUUUUUGUUUUUUUAAGUAAAACACAGUCUGCUGUUAACUGAACUUCCAUGAAACAUUAAUUUCAGAGCACGGUAGUUGGUAAUCAGGCCUCACUGUGAUGUGUUUUAUCUGAUGUGCAUCUUCGUGCUUGGCAAGGAUGCGCUAUGCCAUUCUUCAGUCAACCAUGUGGCAUUGGUGGGACUAUAUUGAAAAUGUAGCCAGACUCUCCCAAGCUAGACCAAGGCAGAGGUAGCAGCUGCAUAUGGAAAACUAAUCUAAGUCUUAAAGUCAUAACUAAAACCCUUCCAAGCCAAAAAGUGUUUAAUCAUUUUCAUAUGCUAUUGGAAUGCUCCAUCAGGAAGUUUUGGUGGGGUAUACUUAGGAGGUGGUCUGUCUUUCUACCUGAAGAAACCUGCCUUUAUAAAUGAUAAUGUGCAUGACUGGAAGCUAGAAUUCUUUGAUCCUUUAAGUGUGUACUUACUCAGCGUGCUGUGUCAGGGUGCCGCAUGAGCAACCAGACCUGUGUGGCCUUUCUGAUCACCCCUUGGAAGUGCAGCCUCUCCAGCUCUGCUUGGCUUUGCCUGUUUGAGUAAACUACCUGUGCUUUAGGGGUCUGCCAGUAAAGUGGUGAAAUCUUUCUGAUGAGUUGAACCAUUAGGGUCAGCUUUUUAGAGUCCUUUAUAUUUUAGGUAGUUUUUGGUCAAAGCCAAUCAAAGAUAUAAACCUGUUUUAUAUUCUGAAACAAACUGGGAAAACAUGGAUAAAAAAUGAAGCUUAUAACCAGGAAAAAAAAAAGUAUUGAUUAUCUCUACAGUGCACCUACAGGGUUCCAGAUUUUCCAAAAACACAGUAUCCCCUAGGGGGGCAAAAACACGUCUGGAGAAUUUAUUUUAAAUAUAUCCACCUAUUGUUACUUCAUAAAUAAAUAUUUUUGGUUUCUUAAAAACCUUUACAGGAAUUCUUGACAUGCUAAUCAAAUAUUUCCCUUAAAUGGAUUAAGCUAUUUACAUUUGGGCCUCAAGAGUGUUGCCCCUCCCAGAACAUACACACUCAAACACACUUUUCUAUGAAGGAGAGGUUCCACCUGUGGUGCUUUCUCAGUGCCAGGGAAAAGGAAGCUUUACUAUGCUCCAGCUGGAACUGGCGUUUUCCUUAAAAAGGUCUACAAAAUAGAUUCUUCACACUGACUAGAUUCGUAUGUCUGUGCAUAGACCUAAUUUCCAUUAAAAGGAGAGAAUAGAGAGGAUAUAGUUUGCAAACGUUCUAGGGAAAAGAAAUUAUUGCAAAGUCUCUGUCAGAGUUUGAGUAUUAAAAUCAGACCAUCAAGACAGUGGGCAAAUUGAGCUUUCUAUUUACAGUUCUCUUUACUAGUUCCUGAUUUUUUUAUCAUUUUAAUUUUUUCAAGCACUACCCCCACAGAAUGACAGGACCAAGAACGGGAAAUGAAACUUAAGUUUCACCAUUUACCUCCCAUUGAUAUAUUUACUGUAACUGUAACCAGUCAUCACUUGCUGAAAUGAGGUUGGGGCAUGGGAGGGGGUUACCUGUGUGUUUUGUUCACCUGUGUUCAUACUUUCCUUCAUUGUGGACAACUGAGAGUUGGCUGUGGCUUUCUUUCUUAAUGGAAAUAUUUCCAUGUUUAUGUUGUUUGGCACUAAAGGUUGCUUAGGUUCAUGAACGCUGUUCUUAAAGACGCAGACGGUACGUGAGCCGCAGACACCUGGCCUUUCAGGGACACGAGCGAGCUUUCAUCUUUCUAGUGGUUCCAUACUCCUCAUACAAGUGAAGUCUGGGGGUUGUUUGCUGUCUUGGUAUGAUGGUUUUCCAUGCAUUUUCUCACCAUCCCUAGGAUAUGUGCUGAAUGAAAACUUCCUGUUAAUUCCUGUUAAUAUAUUGUUAAUGUCAGACGUGAUGUGCUACCGUUGACCUGUCCAAAUGUACAACUAUUUAAUGGUGUUCGUGGAACUGAAAUGUCUUAAAUGUUGCAUGAAAUAUGUUGUAAAAAAUAGAUUUGUUUUCUAUUUUUCAACACCUCAGAAUUGAGGGUUCAUGGGCCAAUAAGUGCAAUAUUUAAUGACUUACUCAGUGUAUAUAAACUAGUAUGAAAGAGUGAAUUAUAAUGAAUGUGUGAGAUGCUUUGAUGGCUGUUUGACUUGCUCAAAUUAUUUCUUGUAGCUGUAUUUGUCUAGUGGUGCAAUUUAUACAGUAAAUACCUUAUUGGUGUCAUGUGAAACUCUUCUGUGCCUACUUCAAAGUAUGUUUUAUUCCUAAUUAAGACCAAACAUUUAGUAUCUGCAAAUAUAUGUCAAUUUUGCCUUUUAGAAUUGUGAGUUUUAUUUUCAAGACAGAGUGGCUGUUAGUUUAUUUUAAAUAAGUGUUCCCUUCUUUAGUUACAAAUUCUCCUGAAGCUUUUUUUCUCCCGAAGCCUUUUAUACAAGCUUAAUUUAGAAACCUAAGAAAAAAUAUGCACAUAAGUCAUUUUUAUUUUUCUCUGAAAUGUUGAUCCCAUGUUCUGUCUACUAAGAAUUUUCACUCAUAUUUGUGCGUAUAUUUUGUUAACCCUGUAUUUUGUUUGCAAAAUCCCUGUCAGUCCUGGGAACUCUAAGAUAUUGAUUUCUUUUUAUGUUGUUGUUAUAUUCGCUUUCAAUUCUCAAUUGUCCACACUGAUAAUAUAAGAGAAACAAGUCAAACCCUUAAAUCAUUUUGGUAUAUCAUCAUAAACUCAUAUAUUCAUCGUCAAACCCCCUUGAUUAGUCUCAUAAUUUGUGGUCUACAACUUCACUGAGAUGGAAAAUCAAGAAGUUAGGCCUGGUUGUGGAUUACCAAAAACUGUGUUUAUAAAUAUGAAGUUUCAAGUAGGACAACUAUCUUAAACUCCUAUUUGCCAUUUCAAUUUUUAAGGCAAAGCACUCAUUUUAAUAUUGUGGUUUGCUUUUUCAUUUAGUUAGAGUCAAUCAUAAUACCCUUGGGAAGAAAAGUUAUGUUUUUCACUAAAAAUGACGAAGGGCAGUUGGUUUUAGAUGACCAUGACCCUCAGUACAUCAUAGAAAGCCUUCAGUUCUCUCUAUGACAGUUGCCUGAAAUUGACAUGUGAAGAUGUGCCAAUCACAAAAAAUGGCUUUGGGCCGCCACCAGUGGUAUGUGGCCCUGUUUUACAUGUGAUAGAUAAAAUUUUGUACUCAUCUUUCACACCCACUGACAAAAUAGAGGUGAGUGGAACAGGGAGAUUAGAGAUGACUUUGUGCCAAAUUAAAAAAAAGAAAAUGUAAGCAGGUAGCCAACAUGAGAAUGAUAAUUUAAGGGUGUAUUUAAAUGUUUAGUUAUCAACAGUUACCAAAUAGCACGUGCUCAGUGCUGGGGGAAUCAAACAUGGAAGAGGUAUGGCUCUGGCCCCUAAUAAGUUUACUGACUGAAGCACAAGGAACAAAAUGCCAGAAUAUAAUCUAAAUGCUACAUUAUGUCAGGAUAUAGGGACACAAAGAAUGGGAGACCUAUAAAAACAGGAGGAAUCAAGAAUGACUCCACCGAAGAGGUGAGACAUGACAAGAGAAAGAAUUAGAGGAGACUGUGCCAGGCAAACGAAUGGGGAAGGUCACAGUUUGCUCCCUUAUUGGAAGGGUGAAGAGCUGGCAGCUAGAGAUCUUUGUUUUUCUCCAGAGAACCAGACUGGCCCUCAGAAACCCCACCAACUGCCCCAGUUUGGCUGUGUUUUUGUCCCCCUGAGGAAGAUGAACUGUAGCAUCAUCAUAUUCCUCAGUGCUGCUGAGCAGCCCCAGACUCGUUCCAAAACACAGACUGAUUUGAAGCUCAUUAGAACCACUGAUUUAGACAUUUUGCCCAUGCACCAAACCACAAGACACUGUCGAGGCCAACAUCAACCAGGCAGAUGUGUGCCCAGAGAUUUUUCUGUGGUUCCAUGUUUCCCGUAAAGAGCGUUGGGGAAGUACAUAGAUGAAGACCUUCCUUUGUAACCAGGCACUUUUGGCUCCUCCUCAGUGACUGCACUGUGGAGCUCUUCUUGAGAAAAAAUUGAGUAACAGCUUAAUGCUUUCAUAUAGUGAUUGUGAUUUUAUCUGAAAACUACCGCUGCACAGCAAUUAUUGUGACUCUUCAUGUGUCCACAGGAGCUUUUGUCUGGGUUUAAAGCUAUAAAGUGUAUUCACAUUGUGAAGUUUUAAUUCUCUUUAUUGAAAUUAAUUGUGUAAGAACUGUAUGUGCUCUAUUAGGUAUUAAGUUUGUAUGUGAAUUCUGUAUAGAAAGUGGUUUUUGU